UCCCCAAUAUCGGUGACGUUGAAUCUAACCACGGGAGCCGCCAUCUUGCCAUUCUGUUGACACAUAGCUGCUACCUCAUUGGUGUAGAGCAAUCACGUGUCAAACCGUGCCACCACUUACGACCAAAAUCCUAUUACGCUCUGAAGAAACUAGUUCUGCUUCAAACACAGACGCAUCGACAAUUGAGUGGAAUUUCAGCGAAGAACUUUUUUUGCUUCCGGGGUUUGGCUCCACACCGCCUUCCUCUGGCCUCAGCUUCCCAUCUCAUUUUGGCGCAAAGACACUCUUCGUUUCUCCCGUUUCUUUUCUCCGGAGAACAAGAAGUGAAUCGUUCUUCACUUCCUGGUUUCAUCGCCUCGCUUCCAUUUUGCAGAAUGAGGUCGUGCUUCGUGCUUCUCUUUGCUUCUCUGCUGACAUCAUGUGAAGCACAAGGAACCAUUGAGCCUAUUGGGUUUGUGCUGAAGGGACGUGAUCUGCUCCUGAAGCUUCAUGCUGAUCCUCCUGAGGGGGUUUUAUUUGUUGACUGGAAAAUCAAUAAAACAGUCACUUUAGUAAGAUUUGAUCCUAGUGGAAAAGCAAAUGUCCUUCAUAGUUUCACUGGAGGGUUUGAGUUUCCUGAGAAUAAAUUCUCUGUGAUAUUGAAGAAUCUCCAAGAGGUCGACAGUGGAGUUUAUUCUGCUGUAGCAGUAACAUCUACAGGAGACAAACUAGUAGCUGAAUACAAGGUCACAGUUCAAGGACCAGUGUCUCCAGUUGAACUGACCGUGGACCGAGUGGACUCCAGGAGCUCAGAGUCAUGUGACUUCCAUGUGACCUGCAGGACUCACAACUCUCACAUCAGCAGCACUUUCAAGUGUUUUAAAGGGGUCUGCAGUCAGGAGGGAGGAGAGCGACCAGAGCUCGCGACCUCUGAAGCUUCUCUCCAGGUCUACCUGCUGAACAGCGUGAUCAUCUGUGACCAUAGCAACAAGGUUCACUGGACCCAGGACUUCUUUCCUGCUGAACAUCUUUGUCCCUCAAAACGUGAUCCUUCCCUUCACCCUGGCUGGAUGGCUGCUGUUUGCAUUCUCACUGUCAUCAUUGUCGUCAUGAUUGUGGUUCUAAUCGUCUGGCUUUAUCGUCAAAUGAAAAUAAUCAGUUCAAAAAAGAACUUGACAGAAUAUAUUUCCAAACUUACAGGAAGAACUUUAACUCCUGAACAAGACGAGCAUCUCCUCCAGCUUUGUGAAACCUGACCCUGGAUCGAUUCAGCCAGAAAGCGGCUUUGGGCGAGAAGAUUCUCUUUAACAAUCAAAUCCCAGAAUUCUGCUGGUAGUUUGCAGCCUUAUUGAAGCUUUUUAUGUUUUGGUUCAUGUUACCUGCUUUAAUGCUGAAAGAUUCUCUUCUACACAAGUGUGAUGUUGGAGUGAGAUUAACAAACAAAUGACUGAGUGUUAAGCUUCACACAGUUUUUUAAAAGUUUUUUUUAAGCAUCACAAUUGGAGAUAAUAAUAUUUUACAUUUAAGGUUAAUGUUUAAAAAGUAAUAUGUUUCAACUGUGCUGAAUGUUUGAAACCGUUUGUUUUUUGUAAAUAUUUUUCCAUGUUGUAUUUAGUCAUUAUACAUUAUGUCGCUUUAACAAGUUUCCACCCAAAAAAAACCUGCUAAAAGAAUGAUGUACAAGUAAAUACUGUACAUGCAAGCAGACAAAUAUGCAAUGUGUAUUUUUUCCAUUCUAAAUAGGAUCAUAUGUAGUAUUAUAUGGUGUAUUUAAGAUUAUUUGCUUAAAUAUAAUCUAUAUUAUACAUGCAAGAAAACAUCCACCAAAAGCAUUUAUAUUGUCUUGUGUGAUAUUUUGUGUAUAAAUCAAUGCUUUAUCAUCAUUUGUUUUAAAGGUGAACUAUGAAGGUUUUCUUG
Messenger RNA from Pungitius pungitius (ninespine stickleback), 1896 nucleotides. RefSeq lists its product as uncharacterized. NCBI's taxonomy places the organism in Eukaryota, Metazoa, Chordata, Actinopteri, Perciformes, Gasterosteidae. The record is from RefSeq and is a predicted model, not a curated record. Bases 375 to 1235 code for a protein of 286 amino acids. The transcript is spliced from 7 exons.